AUGGCCGCCAUUGCGUCCCUCGUCUUCUGCACCGACUGCGGCAAUCUUCUCGACAGCAACACGGGCGUGGGGAGGGCCAUCCUCACCUGUGAUGUCUGCGGCGCAUCCUGCAAAGAUACCUCGUCCAAGGUCGUGGUCACACAGUCCAAGCCAACCGCAUUCCCGUCGGCUCUGCGCGCAAAGAGGUCUGAAGUCCAGACGCUCACGGAGGCGGACAUGCAGACAAGCGCAGCCAUCAAGGAGACGUGCAAGAAGUGCGGCCGGGACGAGGUCCGCUACUACACCCAGCAGCUCCGCGGCGCUGACGAGGGCACCACUGUCUUCUACACCUGCGAGUGCGGGUACAAGUAG
Molecule: messenger RNA, 351 nt
Organism: Mytilinidion resinicola
Lineage: Eukaryota; Fungi; Ascomycota; Dothideomycetes; Mytilinidiales; Mytilinidiaceae
Product: DNA-directed RNA polymeras-like protein I subunit
Exons: 2
Coding region: 1-351 (116 amino acids)
Biological process (GO): termination of RNA polymerase I transcription; DNA-templated transcription
Cellular component (GO): RNA polymerase I complex
Molecular function (GO): zinc ion binding; nucleic acid binding; DNA-directed RNA polymerase activity
Source: RefSeq, a predicted model, not a curated record